Molecule: messenger RNA, 3239 nt
Organism: Syngnathus acus (greater pipefish)
Lineage: Eukaryota; Metazoa; Chordata; Actinopteri; Syngnathiformes; Syngnathidae
Gene: arhgap17b
Product: Rho GTPase activating protein 17b
Exons: 20
Coding region: 341-2695 (784 amino acids)
Biological process (GO): positive regulation of GTPase activity; regulation of actin cytoskeleton organization; regulation of Rac protein signal transduction
Cellular component (GO): cytosol; cytoplasm; intracellular anatomical structure
Molecular function (GO): protein binding; GTPase activator activity
Source: RefSeq, a predicted model, not a curated record
AAAGUCGAGUCACUUCCUCCUUGUGCGCUCCCAGCAGCAAUAACGAACCAGCCCACAACUUUUUCGUCUCUCCUUGCGCUCGAUGGCUUGCUGUCAGCUGGUCGAGACAGAAGUUGCGCCACUUUACGUUAGCUGCUUCUGUUUAUUCUAAAGUCCUUCAUUUUGGAGAGUUCGAAGACGAUUUGGGCGUCUGUGCGGAGUUUUUUUCCCCCCAAAGUACAAUGGCUCCGACCUAGCCCAACUUUUUUUCGGAGCCACAUAGAGAGGAAGAGUUCCGCGGAGGUGCCGUUGCCCUUUUUUUAGGUGGUUUCAUGUAAGUGGAAGCAAGCGGGCGAGCAACAUGAAGAAACAGUUCAACCGGAUGAGGCAACUGGCCAACCAAACAGUCGGGAGGGCCGAGAAGACCGAGGUGCUGAGUGAUGACCUCCUGCAGAUCGAGAGGCGCAUGGAGCUGGUGCGCUUGAUGUCGCACAACACGAACAAGAGGCUGGUGUCCUGCCUGCAGGGUCAUUUGGGCACAGACACCGAGAAGCGACACAAAAAGCUGCCCUUGACGACGCUGUCUCAGGCCAUGCAGGAGGGCGGCUCGCAGCUGGGCGACGAAAGUCUGAUCGGCAAGAUGAUGGACGUGUGCGGCGAAGCCGAGGGCAGGUUGGCCAGCGAGCUGAUGCAGCACGAGGUGCAGAUCGAAAGAGACAUUCUGGAGCCUCUCAACACGCUGGCCGAGGUUGAGAUUCCCAACAUACUGAAACAGAGGAAGCAACUGGCCAAACUGGUCCUGGACUACGACUCGGCAAAGACCAGGUGGUACCAAGCGACCAAGUCCAGCAACCAGGCCAUGGCGGCUAAGGUGGACUCCCUCAAGGACGAGAUGGACGAAGCUCUGAACAAAGUGGAAAUAUGUAAAGACCAGCUAUCGGCAGACAUGUACAACUUUGCGUCCAAAGAAGGCGACUACGCUCGCUACUAUCUCAUGUUAUUGGAGGCCCAGGCCGAGUACCACAGAAGGUCUUUGGCAGCUCUGGAGGAAGCGAUACCGAAUAUUCAGUUGCAGCAAGACUCCUGGACGGAGAAGCCGGCAUUCGGCACCGCCCUGGAGGAGCAUCUGAAGCGGAGUAACCGAGACAUUGCGCUGCCCAUCGAGGCCUGCGUCAUGAUGCUGCUGGAGACCGGGAUGAGGGAAGAGGGUCUGUUCAGAAUAGCAGCGGGAGCUUCCAAACUAAAAAAGCUGAAAGCGGCAUUGGACUGUUCGACGUCCCAGCUCGAAGAGUUCUACUCGGACCCUCACGCCGUCGCCGGAGCCCUGAAGUCCUACCUCAGGGAACUUCCUGAACCUCUCAUGACCUUUGGCCUGUAUGACGAGUGGACGCAGGCGUCCAAUGUGUCUGACCCUGACAAGCGACUUCAGGCUUUGUGGGUGACAUGUGACCAUUUGCCAAAGACUCACAAAGCCAACUUUAGGUAUCUGGUGAAGUUUCUGGCCAGACUGGCUCAAAACUGCGACAUCAACAAAAUGUCUCCCAGCAACAUCGCCAUUGUGCUGGGCCCCAACCUGCUGUGGGCAAAGAUGGAGGGGACUCUGGCCGAAAUGGCGGCAGCGACGUCGGUCCAUGUGGUCGCCAUCAUUGAGCCCAUCAUCCAGCACGCUGAUUGGUUCUUUCCUGAAGAAAUGGACUUCAACGUGUCAGGCAUGUUCGCCAUGCCCACCCACCCAUCCACGUCGGACGGCGAACCGGACAGGAAGCGCCCCGGCAGCCUGGUGGUGCAAGACGGGGACACGCAGUCUCCCCGCAAAGACAGCACUGUUAACAAACCUCCGGAGGCAAGCCCACGUAGAGCCGGCACCACCAUUAGAAAGCAGCCACAGCUAAGCUCGCCCAACUUGCAGCCGCCACUGCCCCACCAGGAAGGCGGGGGUCCCGCCUGCUUUGAGCCCCUAACUGCCGCCCUGGAGAUCGAGCCCGGCGGCGCAGGUGCCGGGGGCCGGCUUGCUGCCGUGCUACCUCACUUGGUCUCCCAGGCGGGCGUGGAGGAGAGCAGCCCGGCUCGGGAGCUCAUGUCCACGCCGCCUCCGCAGAGGAAUGGUUCAGCUCAGCUUACAGCGGGAACGUCGCAUUCCCAGAGUGGAUCCAGGGGCCCCAGCCCUCACAUGGUCCGCAGAGGGACCAAGAAACAGGCGCCGGCACCACCCAAACAAGCCAGUCCUUUCGCCUCUCAGCCUGCCAGCCAAACUCCGGGGUCCCCUCACAAUCCCGCCAUCAAUCCCAGGCGCCACUCGGGCAAAGAAAGCCCCAUCCAGGCUCCCAGCCACCCUCCCCCGCAGCCGCCCCAAGCGUUGGUACCGGGGGAGCCGCCGUCGCCGCCCAGGACGCCCACGCCGCCCGACACGCCACCUCACGACGGCGCCCACUCCCAGCCACCCGUGUACCACUACGGCUCGCUUCCCCGUCCCGCCCGGCCGGCACCCAAGCCGCGGCCCCGGCCUAACAUGCCGCCGCCGCCUCAACCGGCUGUCAGCAACGACAGCUGCAACGGCCUCGUCGGCUCCUCGUCCAAGAUCAUCACAGACGGCGACCUGGAUCUGAAGGGGGCCAGACGAGUGUGGAUCCCGGGGAUGGUAGCGAGCCCGCAAGCGGCGCCGCCCGCCACCCUGCCGCCGCCACUCGACGCACACACGGAGAGCACCUCGCUGUGAGCGGGGCGCCAUGCGCCCCUUUUACGCCGCCGCCAGGUUCCGCUCAACACCUUAGGAACGCAUUUCUGACAAUCUGAUGGCAGGCUUGAUCCAAAGGCUUUUUUUCUGUGAAUCUAUUUAACACGGCAGCCAAGUGCGAGUGAAAUUGCGUGGAACAAAGACAGAGCAAAACAGAAAGGGGAUGAAAACGAGGUGCUGUUUUGGCUUGUGUGGUGCCGGUUGUUGACCAAAGUGCAAUAUUGUGCACCGACUGUCUUCCAGUGGCUCAUAUUUGGUUUGUUGUAUAUUUUGGGGACUGAUUUGUGACAUUUUUAAUUGCUUUGAGGAUAUAUUCGUUAUUUGGUCCAAAAAAUGAUUUAUAUUUAAAAAUCGGUAUUGACAAUGGUUGGUAAUGACCAACUGUGCUCCAAUAUUUCAAAGCUUUGACCAAAUAUAGCCCAACGUUUUCAUAUCGUUGCCAAUCUUCACCUUUAUACUAGUAAUACUGAAACAUGAGACCGUUGCUGCGCCAUGACUUGUGAUGAUUAAAGUUUUACAAUCUUGU